Eremomyces bilateralis CBS 781.70 is the source of this 1232-nucleotide messenger RNA. RefSeq names its product phosphotransferase enzyme family protein. The record is from RefSeq and is a predicted model, not a curated record. The transcript has 3 exons. NCBI's taxonomy places the organism in Eukaryota, Fungi, Ascomycota, Dothideomycetes, Eremomycetales, Eremomycetaceae. Bases 101 to 1108 code for a protein of 335 amino acids.
GUUUGAUUGAUCAUAAUACUUCUUGAUACAAAAUCCAUCAUUCCUCAAACACCCCUUCACCAAAACCUAUUUGCACCAUCCCCAUUCCUCACAGCCCAAAAUGAAGCUCGACCCCGCCAUCGCCGAAGGCCUAGGCGUUGACCCAGCCCACACCACCCUCAGUAGUGCAGGGGGUGGCGGGUGCAGCAGCGCCAGCAACGCUAAAAUAACGACCACCUUCUCCGACGGCCGAACACGCAGUUGGUUCAUGAAGAGCGCGCAAGGCUCGAAAGGUCGCGCGAUGCUCGAAGGCGAACACGCCUCCCUCCUCGCCCUCUCCACCGCCUCUCCCACCCUCGUCCCCCGCCCCCACGCCCUCGGUACUCUUUCCUCCUCCCCCACCACCCACUUCCUCCUCACCUCCUUCCUCACCCUCUCCUCCGCCCCCCGCUCCCCUGCCACCCCCUCCCUCGCCACCAAGCUCGCCCGCCUGCACUCCACCCCAGCCCCCAACCCCCCGCGCUUCGGCUUCUCCCGCCCCACUUACUGCGGCGAUACCGCGCAAGACAACGCCUGGGACCCCAGCUGGGAGUCGUUCUUCCGCGAGCGGCGCCUCGGCGCCAUCCUACGCGCGUGCGAGGAGAACAAUGGUGCGGACGCGGAACUAAGGGCGCUAGUGGAGCGGACGCAGAGGGAGGUAUGUGGGAGGUUGAUUGGGGAUGGGCAUUUGAAUGGGGGGGAGGGGGUAGUGCCGGUGGUGGUGCAUGGGGAUUUGUGGAGUGGGAAUUGGGGGAGGGGGCGGGUUGAAAGGGGGGAGGGGGGAAAGGGAGAGUUUGAGGAGGGGGAGGUGCAUGAGGUGGCGUAUGAUCCGUCGGCGGCGUAUGCGCAUGGUGAGUUCGAUCAUGGGAUCAUGAAGAUGUUUGGGGGGUUUGGGGCGGGGUUUUGGGAGGAGUAUUGGGCGGUGGUGGAGAAGACGGAGCCGGUGGAGGAGUAUGAGGACCGGGUGGAGUUGUAUGAGCUGUACCAUCACCUCAACCAUAAUGCGCUGUUUGGUGGAUCGUACCGCAGCGGUGCGGUUUCGAUAAUGAAAAAGCUGUUGAGGAAAUAUGGCAAAAAGGAAAUGAUAUGAAGCGAGUCCGGGCCUUCAAAGAAAAUGAUCAAUGCCAAAUCCAGGUUAGAGUCGGAUACGCAUAUUAUCAUGUCAAAUAACACUGAAUUCAGUGAAUAGAUAAUCACAAACAUCACAGCCGCAC